AUGAUGACAGCUGACCACGUGACGUUACACAGUGCUUACGGAGCAUGGAGGUUAGAAACAACCCUUCUCUGAGGGAUGAGCUGCAGCAGUACCUCCAGGAGCUGGGUAUCCAGCCAGUGUGUGUGGAGCACCCUGAGGUCUUUACAGUGGAGGAAAUGAUGCCACAUGUCCAGCACCUAAAAGGGGCACACAGUAAGAAUCUGUUCUUGAAAGACAAGAAGAAGAAAGGGCUCUGGCUGGUGACUGUGCUCCACGACCGCCAGGUAAACCUCAAUGAUCUUGCCAAGAAGUUGAAUGUUGGCAGCGGAAAUCUCAGGUUUGCCGAUGAAGCUUCUAUGGUUGAGAAGCUGAAAGUGGGUCAGGGCUGUGCCACCCCACUCGCCCUCUUCUGCGAUGACAAGGUUGAAGUAAAGUUUGUUCUGGAUUCCAAGUUUUUAGAAGGAGGCCACGAGAGGCUCUAUUUCCAUCCGAUGACCAAUUCUGCAACAAUGGGGAUUACUCCCGAUGAAUUUGUCACCUUUUUAAAAAAGACUGGUCAUGACCCUGUGAUAAUAAAAUUUGAUGAUUAGA
Messenger RNA from Bufo bufo (common toad), 570 nucleotides. RefSeq names its product prolyl-tRNA synthetase associated domain-containing protein 1-like. The coding region runs from base 45 to 569 and encodes 174 amino acids. The transcript is spliced from 2 exons. The record is from RefSeq and is a predicted model, not a curated record. Gene Ontology annotation, molecular function: aminoacyl-tRNA deacylase activity. Lineage: Eukaryota; Metazoa; Chordata; Amphibia; Anura; Bufonidae.